Messenger RNA from Diorhabda sublineata, 16705 nucleotides. It is a transcript of the gene kis, whose product is annotated as chromodomain-helicase-DNA-binding protein 7. The transcript has 21 exons. Lineage: Eukaryota; Metazoa; Arthropoda; Insecta; Coleoptera; Chrysomelidae. Gene Ontology annotation, molecular function: ATP-dependent chromatin remodeler activity; ATP binding; protein binding. The coding region runs from base 318 to 13652 and encodes 4444 amino acids. The record is from RefSeq and is a predicted model, not a curated record.
ACCAGACAAUCAAUCAACAUCACAAGCGUAAUGAUAAAAUGGAGUCUCAUUUCUGUGAGCAGUUUGUACACAAAAUCUAAUUAGUUUCUUGUAUAUAAGCAGUAUUAAAUAUAACGAUAAGUAACGCGAAGUCGAAUCAAAUGUAAUUAAGGCCAUUAAAUAGUUCGGAAAAGUGUAGAAACAGUGAAAACAAGUGUAAAUCGAAUAUUGGUAGUUGCAGUAGUGCCUGAACUGAUACACAUAAUCAACGGUGUUCAUGAGAUGCUGUAGUGAGAUGAGCAAUAAAGACGAAGCGAAGAUAUGUGCCGCUUAAAGCGAUGGACUCUUACGACUUGUUCGGGGAAGAUGGUACCGGAAUGUUGGAAGGCCUGCCAGAACUCGGUGGUGGUACUGGGGGAGGAGGUGCUGGGGGUAGUGGUUUUGAUCCGGCGCCGGUGACUGGCGCACCAAGGAAUGCUACCAACCCCUAUCCUACAGCUCAACAGCAACAGCCGAUAUAUUCACAAGAGACGCCCCUACAGAAAUUGGCGACUUUCGGUGGACCGGAUUUCAAUCAUAUGGAUCCAAACGCCCAGAGCAUGUAUGCUCAAGGAUAUGGUACUGAUAGACCUAUGGGGCCGCCUCCGGGAGCGGCAUAUCAACACCAACGUCAAAUGGCAGUAAGGCCGCCUAGUGGAGCAUCAUCUGCUCAGUAUCCCUAUCAGACUGACAAUAUGUACUCUAUGCCAGAUGUGCAGGUAGGCGCUAUGGGUGACACUAGCAACAUGCAAGCAGCUGCGGCCGCGGGUUGGAGUCACAACGCAGCAGCGGCCGCUGCUGGUUAUCCAAGCAUGCAUAGGUAUAGUCAGAUGAGUCAGUAUAGGCAGCAAUCAAUGACAGGUUACCCUCACCAACAAGAACCGAAACAGCAAUUUCCUACUGGCGGCCAACAUCCAAUGAUGCAACAACCACAUCAAACCUCGUAUCAAAUGCAACAAAGACACACGCCACAUUAUCCGCAAGCUGCAUCAGGAUAUCCUACAUCAGCAGCAAGUCAAAGCUAUGCCGGAUAUAUGCACCAGCGAUUACCACAUCAUCACCAAUACCCACAACCACACCACCAAAUGGAUAUGACGUCUGUUUCGCAAACUCAGCAAUAUGCUCAGAUGAGUCAUAAUCAAAGUUUGUCGCAUGCAACACCAACUGCGGGCCAUAUGGGACAGACACCUCAUUCAGUAGGUCAUUCACCAGCACAGACUCAUCCUUCACCACAACAAUCACAGCCAUCUAAUCCUAUGGCGCAUCCUCCUAAUAUAGGAUACAAUCAAAGCCACCAAAGUAUGCAAUCCAUGCAGAGAGCAAUGGAAGUACCACCUAGCCAACAACAAUUCCAAUCAAAGCAUUCUGCUGGUCCGAUGGGUAAUGUAAGUCCUCAGUAUCGAGCACCAUUUCCUCAAUUGUCUCCUCAGAUGUCACCUAGGUCACAAAUGUCACCAAGACCUACGCCCACAUCUCAAAUGUCGCCGCGACCAAGUAUGUCACCGGCGAAACCGAAUAUGUCUCCACAUCCAACUCCAAUGCAACAAACUACUCUGAGUCCUAGGCCUGCAGCUAACAUAGCACCAAAGGUUUCAGCACCAUCUCCUGCGCCAAUACCAGCAUAUUCACAACAAAGUACUCUACAAGCUCUCGAACAGAUGGUGAUGCCACCUUCUAGUACAAAUUCAUCUGAAUAUCCUACUUAUCAAUCGAGAGCUUCGUUAGGACCUCCCCAAAGUUCUCAAAACCCUCUAAGCCCUGCAAUGGGAAUGAGAAAUCCCUUAAAUGAACAGCAGUGGCCUCCAGUACAGUCUCGACAAGUUACACAUUUGUCUAGUUUAAAUGGUUCGUUAAAUAUGAUGGAUCAAAAUCCAGUACCGACCAGCCAAUCAAUUCCUCCUUCUCAGUCUUUACCGCCUUCUAGUUUGCCAAAUACCCAAAUGCCACCAGCACCCAAUAUCAAUGUAAGUUUCGGCAAUGAUGAAAUUAGGAGUGAUAUUAAUAAUAGUAAUAGUACGAAUUUAAUGGAAAUGACAAUUAGAGAAAAGGAAUCAUCAGUAUCACAAAGCAUUCCUGUUAGUAGUCAAAAUGAAUUUACCUCCGUACAAUCACCCACUACAAGUAUACCUGACAAAAUGCCUAGUAGUACGACAAACACUGAAGUUAAUGUACCUACAUCAGUACCUUCUGUUCCGUCUCAUCCGCCAACACCUACUCCUACAUCAACUACAGAUGACAAUAUAACCAACACUCAAGAUACUAGUCUUCCCUCUAAUAGCGAAUCUGUUAAACAAAUUGAUGAAUCGAGUAAUACCAGUUCAACUUCACAGCAACAAACUCCAAGUCAAAGUAGUCAAAAUAAUUUUACAGAUUUUAACUGCGUCUCGAGUAUGACGGGUUAUCCUAGUCAACCUGGUACUCCAAAAAGUAAUAAAAUGGACGACUUGGUACAAUCGAAUGCAUCUAUAUUUAGUCAAGAUAACUCAGUAUCUCAAGAAUCUUUACCAGAAUCUAAUAAGUCUGAUCAUAGUUCGAUUCAUUCUCCAAGACUGCAAUCGCCUAUCUCAAAUAGUCAGAGUUCAAUGCCUCUGCCAUCUAGUGCCGUAUGUAAUCAAAGAGAUAGUCGGACACCAAUGUAUAGUGUUAAUUAUAAUGUUUCAACCCCAUCGCCAACACAAUCACAUUCUUCAAUACAGACUACUAACAAAGAAUCAUCCACCACCAUGCCAAGUGUCCAUUCAAAUCAAAUGAUUACUUCGCAGGUACUACCGAAAAUUUCUCAGCAUCUUAGUAGCAUACAAAAUCAGAAUCAACAACAAUCUCCUAGUAACAACACACAGAAUCAAGUGAAUAUAACUGAACAGAGUGUUUCUAGUAACAAUAAUAGUUUAUCUAGUCCACCCCCAGUUAGUGGUUCGAUCCAAAAUAAUCAAAAUAACUUACCUAGUAUUUUUACUUCAAAUAGCAUGAUUCGUACAGAUAGUCCUAUUCCAGCACAAAACGGAUCUUUACAAAAUGUCGGACAACAAAUUCCACCUGAAACUGAGAAUAAUAUUGCUGUUAAUACACCUUCAAGUACACCUAGCCAAAAUCCAUCGAAUACUCCAGUUAUGUUGAGUCAAAGUAUACCUAAUAUAGGAAAUCAACCUAAUAUUCCUAUACCGAAUCAGAAUCCACCGAUUAGUGUUCAAAGUAACCCCAUAUCAAUUUCAAUACCUGGCAAUUUACCAACAGCACCAGGUCAAAAUACCAUGCAACUUCAGAAUAACACAAAUCAAUUAUCGAAUCAAAAUAUGUCUGCACCGACCAGUGUCGCUAAUCAAAAUACUGUUCAAUGUAUCCAGUCUCCUUCGCCAGUGCAGUCGAAUAUGCCUAUGAUGGUAGGUUCACAAAGAAUUCAGACACCGCCGUCUACGCCUAUGUCACAACAUCCUCAGAUACCUCAUCAAAUGGCAAAUGCAAAUAUACCUCAGCAUCCGAAUGUGGCUAAUAUACCAUCAAAUAAUAAACCUGGUAUGUUUGAUCAAACCAAUCAAAUGAUGAAUCCAAUUGGUGCGGCAAACCGAGGUAUACCUCCGAGAAUUACGCCACAUGGUAUGCCAAUGUCUCAUUCCGGAAUGCCUAUGGGAAUGACAGGAAUGAUGAGUAGUAUGGGAGGUAUGAUGCCUGGACAAGACAUUCCCGGUUAUCAAACGCCAAUCAGUCAUCAUCAAGAACGGGCAGCGCUACAACAGCAGUUGCAAGAAAUGUACUGUAUGCCACCUGGACCAGAACAUCAAGAAAAAAUUACUUUUCUUCAAGAGAGAUUGAAUCUUCUUAGUCAACACGAAGCAAGUGAUCAAUGUAAUGGUGGUUCGCAAUGCAUUCUUCAAAGUCCUAUGUUCAAUUCACAAAUGAUAGAUAGCCCUCAGGUAUCAAGUACAACAGGCAGAGGCAGAGGAAAGGGUCCUCCAAAACCAAGAAAACCUCGAGUUAAAAAGGGAGAAAAACUUCUUGAACAAAAUCAAGUGGUUGUUCCCCCUGUAAAUACAGUAAUGCCCAUAAUAACACAGUCUCCUCAGCAAUUACCUGUAUCUGAAGACUUUGUCACACCUGGUGCAGGUUUAAGCAUUCCUUCCAACGAAAUGUCUGAAUUUACGGAUUUUGGAACAGAAAUUGAACCCGAAAAGAAAAAAAAAGGGAGAAAACCACGAUCAUCCAAUAAACCGAAAGAUAUGAAAGAUCCCAAGGAACCUAAACCACCGAAAUCUCCGAAGGAACCGAAGAUACCAAAGGAAAGAAAGAAAAGGGAAUCAAAAGAUCCUAAAGAACCUAGACUAAAACGCAAAUAUGUAAGAAAGAAAAAAACAGGUGAUUCAGAGGAAAGUGCCACUGACGAAUCUUUCAAUAAAUCAUCUGAAAGUAUCGAAGAAAUAUCUCCCUCAAAAACAUCUGAAGCAGAAGCAGAAGCUGCUGUUCCUUUUGAAUCUAAAUCAGACGAUCCAGAUUCCCAAACACUACCAGAGAGUUCGGUACCUUCAGAUACUACAACUACUGAAAAACCUGAAGAAAUGCAGGCUGAUUCACAAACACCCGCCGAAGGUAGUACGUCAAUUGAAAAUGAUGACAAAAAAGAUGAAUAUAAUUUUGAUGAUGAGCCAAGUCCAGAAUUAGUCGAAUUACCCAAACGAAGUAAAAAAGCAAAAUCGCAACAACCGCGAACAAAAUCAGUAGUAAGUAAAAGAUCUAAACGCAGCACAGGUACAGGCCGCAAACGUAGGGGCACUAUUGUUCCAGAAUCUGAUGGAGAAAAUGAGGAUAUGAUCUCAACUCCUCCGCCGUCACCGCCUGACGACGGUGAGAGCUCUUCCAAACGAAGAUCUGCCAGAAACACUCAGCGUAAAAAAUAUAUUGAUGACGUGAUGCUUAGAUUUUCUGAUGACGAUGCGCCUCCAACCCCAACUCGAAGUAGGAAACCUCCAGUACCUGCCACUCCUCCAAUAAUCACUGCACCGCCACCUCCCGUCGAAACGCCACCGCCACCUUCAGUAGCCGAAGACGGCAAUUCCAACACAGAUGCCAAAAAUCAAAUGAAUUAUGUAUAUGUUAAUCCAACAGAGGAGGAUUCUAUGGUUGUGCAGUAUGUUUUAAGUGCUAGAAUGACUAGGAGAAAGAAGAAAAAGGAAUCUCCAAUAGACGAAUCAAAGAAAGAGGUAAAAGUAGGUAAUACUGAAGAAGAGAAAAAAGAAUUCUCUGAUGAUGAGGAGGAUCAGCAAACUGCAUCACUAGAAAAUCACAAACCUGAAACGAAAGUAUCUAAUGAUGAUAAUGAUGAUGAGGAAAUGGAAGAUGUUGAGGAAUAUUUUGUCAAAUACAGAAAUUUUUCAUAUUUACAUUGUGAAUGGAAAACAGAAGAUGAACUUUAUAAAGGUGAUAGAAGGAUUGCCAAUAAGAUUAAAAGGUUCCGACAAAAGCAAGCGCAACAAAUGAAUAUAUUCGAAAAUUUAGAAGAAGAACCAUUUAAUCCUGAUUAUGUUGAAGUUGAUAGAGUAUUAGAUCUUUCUGAGCACACUGACUCAACAACUGGUGAAGUUGUGAAACAUUAUUUGGUUAAAUGGCGAGCUUUACAAUACGAAGACUGUACCUGGGAACUUGAAGAAGAUGUCGAUCCAAUUAAAAUUCAACAAUAUGAGAGAUUCAAUAAAAUUCCUCCAAAAGAUACUUGGAAAGUUAAAAAACGACCUACUCCAGACCAAUGGACAAAAUUAGAAAAAUCUCCCAUUUAUAAAGGUGGAAAUAGUUUACGUGAAUAUCAAUUGGAAGGUCUUAAUUGGCUACUCUUUUCUUGGUUUAACGGAAGAAAUUGUAUACUUGCAGAUGAAAUGGGUCUGGGUAAAACAAUUCAAAGCUUGACAUUUUUACAUGCAGUUGGCGAUUGGGGAGUGAGAGGACCUUUUUUGGUUAUUGCACCUUUAUCUACUAUACCCAAUUGGCAAAGAGAGAUUGAAAGCUGGACUGAUAUGAAUGUUAUAGUUUACCAUGGAUCGGCAACAAGUAGAAACAUGUUACAAGAAUAUGAAAUGUACCACAAAAAUGAAAAGGGACAGUUUAUUAAAGAAAUAACUAAAUUUAAUAUUUUAAUAACUACUUUUGAAAUCAUCGUUACGGAUUUUGCUGAUUUAAAAGGUUUUAAUUGGAGAAUAUGUGUCAUUGAUGAAGCUCAUAGGUUAAAAAAUAGGAAUUGCAAAUUAUUAGAAGGUUUACGACAGUUGACAUUGGAACAUAGAGUUUUACUUUCUGGUACACCACUACAAAACAACGUGAACGAGUUAUUUUCGUUAUUAAACUUCUUGGAACCAACACAGUUCAGUAAUAACGAGACUUUUAUUAGCGAAUUUGGACAAUUGAAAACUGAACAAGAAGUACAAAAAUUACAAAUUCUACUAAAACCCAUGAUGCUUAGACGGUUGAAGGAAGAUGUAGAAAAGUCGUUGGCUCCGAAAGAAGAAACUGUUGUUGAAGUAGAACUGACUAAUAUUCAGAAGAAAUAUUAUAGAGGAAUAUUGGAAAGAAAUUUUUCAUUUUUAUCCAAAGGUACUACCCAUGCAAACAUUCCAAAUCUUAUGAAUACUAUGAUGGAACUGAGAAAAUGCUGUAUACACCCGUAUUUAUUGAAUGGAGCAGAAGAACAGAUUCAGUAUGACUACAAAAAUCAAUGUGGAGAAGAUUCGGAUGCAUACUAUAAAGCACUAAUACAAUCUAGUGGUAAAAUGGUGCUUAUUGACAAAUUAUUACCGAAACUUAAAGCUAACGGGCACAGAGUCCUUAUUUUCAGUCAAAUGGUUAAAUGUCUUGAUAUAUUGGAAGACUAUUUGAUGUACAAAAAAUAUCCAUUCGAACGAAUUGACGGUAGAAUUAGAGGCAACUUACGUCAGGCAGCUAUUGAUAGAUUCUCCAGGCCAGAUUCAGACAGAUUUGUAUUUCUUCUAUGUACAAAAGCUGGUGGCUUAGGUAUAAAUCUAACAGCAGCGGACACUGUUAUUAUUUAUGAUAGUGAUUGGAAUCCGCAAAAUGAUUUACAGGCCCAAGCUAGAUGUCACCGUAUUGGUCAACAGAAAAUGGUAAAGAUAUAUAGAUUGUUAUGUAGAAACACCUAUGAAAGAGAAAUGUUUGACAAAGCUUCCCUAAAAUUAGGACUCGAUAAAGCCAUUCUACAAAGCAUGAAUACUUCCCAAGGCGGUAAAGAUGCCGGUAAUAGACAAUUGAGUAAAAAAGAAAUAGAAGAUUUAUUGAAGAAGGGUGCUUAUGGUGCAUUACUCGACGAAGACGAUGGAGAUAAAUUUUGUGAAGAAGAUAUUGAUGUUAUUCUUGCUAGAAGAACCCAAGUUAUUACAAUGGAGUCUGAAAAGGGAUCCACUUUUUCUAAAGCUAGUUUUGCAUCUAGUGCUAAUAGGUCAGAUAUAGCUAUCGACGAUCCAGAUUUCUGGAAUAAAUGGGCCAAAAAAGCAGAAAUUGAUACAACGGAAAAAGACGAAAAUGAAGAUUUAGUAAUAUCAGAACCUCGAAGAAGGACUCAAAUUAAACGAUAUGGACAUGACGAAAGUGCCAUAGAUAUGUCUGAAUUGGAAAGUUCAUCAGAUUCGGAUCCUGAAAACGAAGGUCUAGGUGGAUUGAGAACCAAAAAGAAAUUGAGGAAAAGAAAGUAUCGUCCAGACGAUUACAUUCCUAGGGAAGGAGAACCAAGAGGAGAUAUUGUAUACGGAAGUUGGGCGAGAAGAGAAUGUUUUAUGGUAGAGAGAGGUUUGCUUACGUUCGGAUGGGGUAGAUGGACUGAAAUUUUAGUACAUUCUCAGUUACGAAAGGGAUGGAAGGAAACAGACAUUGAAGACUGCGCUAGAGUAAUUUUAUUGUAUUGUCUGCGAUUUUACCGAGGCGAUGAGAAAAUUCGUAGUUUUAUUUGGGAUUUGAUAGCGCCAUCUGAAAAUGGCGAACAGAAAAUAUCUAAAAAUCAUCACGGCCUAAAAGAUCCUGUGCCUAGAGGUAUCAGAAACAAGCAUAAAAAGAAGGAUAAGGGAAUUUUAACCAAAGAUCUUAGACAUCCCGCUAUUACUGAUCCUAAUCAUUGGAGUAAACAUGAAAAGUAUGAUGGUGACAUAUUUUUGGAGAGCAAUUAUAAGAAGCAUUUGGGCAGGCAUGCCAACAAAGUGCUGCUUCGUGUAAGGAUGUUGUAUUAUAUCAAACACGAAAUAAUUGGCGAUUUAGUUCAGCAUAUUGCAGAUGGUGUGCAUGCAAGUGCCCUGCCGAUAUAUCCUCCUGUAACGGAGCAAUUACCUUGCGUGUGGUGGGAUGCUGAAUGCGACAAGUCUCUGCUCAUUGGCACUUGGAAGCACGGCUAUGAAAAUUAUACGGAGAUGCGUGCUGACCCCACCUUAUGCUUCCUGUCUCGUUGCGGACCGCCUUCCGACCGUGACCUUCAGAUGGCUACGAAUAACGCGCAACCCCCAACGCCCGCACUCAAUGAAGAUGACGUUGAAGACGACGAUACUAAUGAAGAAUCGAGUGUUAAAUUUAAAAAUAGAGAUCCUUCCGAAGCAAACUCGGAAAUCGCCGAACCGUCCCCUGGUCCUUCGGCAUCUUCGGAAACGCAACCUCUCGAUAGCGAAGAUAGAGGCGUGGAAGAAGGUGACGAUAAAAAUUGGCCAACAAUAACGGAUCUUAAUACGAGAUUAAGAAGAGUUAUUACAUCGUAUCAAAGAAAUUGUCGAAAGGAAGAACAGAAAUUAGCAGCUUCAAAGGCCAAGACCCCCCAGAUAGAUACUGCUCUCUCCUCUCCCCUGGCCGCUCUGGCGCAAGUAUCGCAGCAAUUCGAUCCGAGAGAUGCGGCUGCCCUUGGCCUCCAAGGAUGGGACCUACAGCAACUGGCCCUUUAUUUACUGCCUGUUGACUCUAUGGGGUCUGAUCUAAAUGGGCGGUAUAUUGAGAUGGAAAGACAAGGUAAACAAUCUUUAGAAGCAUUGCGCGAUCCAGUCAAGGAAAAAGAAAAAUUAACGAUUGGAAAACGAUGGUCGAAACGUGAAGAAGCAGAUUUCUUUAGGGUCGCAUCUUCGUAUGGUGUCAUAUAUUACAGGAAAAAGAAAUCUUACGAUUGGAUCAAAUUCAAACAACUGGCUAAAUUAGAAAAAAAGAGCGACGAGGAAUUAACUGAAUAUUAUAAACAUUUUGUAAUGAUGUGUAAAAAACAAACGGGUAUGAAUAUAGAAGAAAGCAAUUAUGACAAUACCAUAGAACAUAUAUCUGAAGAAAAGGCAAGAAGAACCUUGGAGAGAUUAGAAUUAUUGUCCCGAAUUAGAGAAGAAAUUUUGACACAUCCAAAACUAGACGAAAGGUUGAGAGUAUGUCUUACUUCAGCAGAUAUGCCAGAUUGGUGGAUUGCUGGUAAACAUGACAGGGACUUGUUAUUAGGUGUAGCGAAACACGGCCUAGGAAGGACUGACUACUACUUGUUAAAUGACCCAGAUCUAUCUUUUCAUGCAGUUCUUCGGAAAAAAGUUCGUACUGAUACGACAGACACUAAAGAUGCUAUUAAAUUAGAAAGUCACGAGGAUAUUUUGAAAUUUGAUAAAGAUGAGAUAUUGGUGAAACUAGAAAAGGGCGAAGGAACACUGAAAAUCGAAAAAGUGGCACAUAAAAAAGAGCCCGCUGAAAAGAAAAUGGAAGAAGACAAUAAAGUUAAUUUAACAAUAGUUAAGAGCGAGGUGAUUGAAAAAGAAACGCUUAAGGAAGAAGAAGAUAAAGAGGAGGAAGAAGAAACUAAGUGUGAAGUAAAAGAGGAAUUGAAGGAACCUGAGGUAAAAGCUGAAGAAGCAAAUGCGGAAAUUGAAGAUACUGAAAAAAAAGUAGAAGCCGAAACUGUUAGUGAGAAGGCGGAGAAAGAACCAGAGUCAGAAGAUCUUUCAAAAGCAAAAGAAGAAAAGAAAGACAACAAUGAAGAGUUGAAGAAAUUGGCAGAAGCUGAAGCAGAUUUAUGUUCAAAACAAGCAGCUGAGCUUAAAGCCAUGUUUCCAGACUUGGAGGUUAUUCAACCUCUUUCCAGGCUCUCCCAAGUUGACACUUUUGUGUUAAGAGAUAAACCGGCAGCGGGAGCUUUAGAUUUUAGUGAAACUACAGUUGCGCAACUUUUCAAUAACGCUGUGAAAUGGCCCAAAGAAUAUGCCAUACAAGUAAGAUUACAGCAUAUUAUCUACGCUGUAGAAACUAAAGAGUGGCCUGUUACAAAGAGCUUUUCUGCAUAUGCCACUGGCAUUGGCAAUGAAUUUGACAUUCCAAUCCAUGAAAUACCUAGUGAGCCCGUCAAAAGAGAAACUUCUACUCCAUUGUCUAUUGGUGAAACCGAAAUUAUAUCAGUUAAUGCAGCCGAUAGAUUUGGUGUCAAUAAAAAGCGUAAAAGGCAUAUAGCCAUAGAUGUGGAAACAGAAAGAGCAAAAUUACAUGCCUUGUUAAAUAGUAGUCAUGUGACUAACCCAUUACCCUCUAAACAUCAAUUGACAUGGGAAAAUGAAGACUCUGAAGAAUCUAGAAGAUCCACACCUGUUCCUCAAAGUAAUUUACAACCUCCUCCUGCCCAUCAACAGACGUCAAGGAUGAAUUUAUCUACAUUAAAAAUGCCAUAUGAUCUUCAGUAUCAUCCUCCUGUAGCUAAGACCAUUGGGCAGACCACGGUUAUUCCAGGAACUAGUAGUACUCUUACCCCCAUUGACUUGAGCUCAAGCAUUCCGAAACCACCUGAAAAGACAUCUAAUGUAGAUUUGCAAAGUGAAGUUCAAGAUUUUUCUGUUAAAAAGUCAUCCACGCCUAUAAGUACGUCCAAAACAGGCAACAAAUUGGACGAUACCCUUUCAAAAUUGAUGAAACGCAAGAAUUGUCCGGAACCCGAACCACUAGUUGGCAAGGAAAAGAAACGCAAGAAGCUUGAUGAAAUUGUACUAGGUCUUUCUGCUGCUAAAGAACAAUCCUUGUUUACGCCAGAGUCUUCUAAAAAGCAACAGGUUACUCCAAGCGUAACUGUUACUCCUACCUCAGCCCCCGUAAGCACCUCACAUAAUCCUACUCAAAAACCAUUCACCAUAACCGUUACUUCCGUUCCUUCCACAGCUCCCUCUAGUCGUAGCAGUUCUCUUUCUCAAAAUAUUCUACCUUCGUUACCUACCGGUGGUAAAGACAGUUUCUCUACUUUCCUGGCACAGGCUGAACAACAAAACAUGUUAUUAAAGAAGCAACAGCAGCAGCAACAGCAACAACAGAGAAAAAGUUACGAAGCUAUGAUAGCUGAUAUUGCAGGUAAAGAUUCCUUUUCGAGUUUCUUGGCACAAGCUGAAGAACAAAAUAUGUUGCUCAAGAAACAGCAAGAACAACAUCAACAACAGCAGAGGAAAAGUUACGAAGCAAUGAUUGCCGAUAUCGGCAAAGUAUCAGAUUUCAGUUCCAAAGUAAACUCUUACUCACACGAGGCAAAGGUGAAUAAAUGGUUAGCAGAACAAAAUGCUGCCUUAGCUGAACAACCAUUAUCUGCUGAUUAUCUAGCAGCAAGAAGAAGACGUCCAAGGGUAGAUCCAACUCUAUUAGACUGGAAAAAAUUAACAGGAGACGAAAAUGUUUCAGUUAUACAUAGAGUAACUGGCAAAAAAUUAACCGGACCAAAAGCUCCAACUCUGAAAAGAUUAGGACAAUGGCUGAUGGAAAAUCCAAUGUACGAUAUUGAUCCAAAGUGGUCAGAAUUAGUGAAAGAGAGAGGGAAUUUGAGUCAUGAUUUACAGAAGAGGUUGCCAGGUCAACCAAGUGGUAGUAGCAGUACCAGUUCAAGCAAAAGUAAAGGAAAUGUACCAGGUCGUCCACCUUUGUUAUCAAGUCCAACUGGUUCAACUUCUAGUGUUAGUUCUGCCAACCUAACAACUUCUCUACCAUCAAGCAUGUCCUUCCCAUCGUUAGGUACUUCAACUUUAGCCGGCCUUAAUUCCAAUCUACUUACCGGUCUGUCAGGAUUAGGACAAUUUGACCCGAAGACCAAUCCUCUGUUGAUGCCAUUUGCAGGAUUGCCUAAUAUGAAUGCUUUGGGAUCAAUGGGUGGUCUAAGUAACCUUACUAAUAUGAAUUUAUUUGCGAAUCUAGCCGGUUUGGGUUUACCUGGCUUAGGUAGUAUGGAUCCAUCGGCUUUAGCUGGUGCUGCAACUGAUACAUCGAAAAAUAUCUCAAAAUCUAGUACUAGUACUAGCAAAUCGAGUAAACCUCAAGAGGCUCACAGUUCCAGUAAAUCUCAGUCUAGUUCUAGUUUACCGACAACUAAUCCAUUUCCAUUUUUCUUUCCAAAUCCAAGUUUGUUGUAUACUCCUUUGGGAUUGGGGGGAUUGAAUCCAUUUACUCUACAACCAGGUAUGUCUGCAGCAUACGAUACGUUAGCACAACAAUGCGGAUUACUGAAUGGCAAUUUGAACCCCGCAGCUUCACCUAAUAGCAGCUCAAAAAUGAAUAAACUACCCACUUCAAGGCCGCCUUCUGCCACAACAACAACUUCUUCGGGUAGUUCAGGACAAGGUCGACCAAGAUCAUCUAGUAGAGACGUGCACCUUCAACAGUUACUCUUACCACCUGAUACUCAAAUCCUUGAAAGUAUUUCUAAAGCUGCAAACCUAGACAUCACUUUGAAACAAGGCAAAUCUGACAAAAAAGAAGACAAAAGAAAAGCUCUAGAAAAUCUACGAGGUAUGCUGCCAACUGAUUUCUCUAGUUCAGUGAAAGAGAAAAAGACUGCAUUACCAAAUUUAUCUGACUUCACGAAACUAUUAGAGGCUCAAGUAAGUCAGAACUCCAAAAAAUCUCAGGAGCAACAGAUGAAAGAGGCGUUAGAGCAUUUUAGUAGGACAAAUAUCGAGUUGGUAGCAAAAGCUAUGAGCGAGGAACAGAACAAAUAUAUGGCAACUGCAUCAUCAGUGUCACAUAAAAGGCCUAGAGUAUCUUCAGAAUCUUCUGAUAGAGCUCAUUCAAUAGAAACCGAGGUAGAGCAUCCUCCAGUAAAAAGAAUACGAGAUGCCUCCGACAAAUCAAGAACACCCACGCCUCUUCCGACUCCGCCUACCCCAACUUCGACACCAACUCCCUCCUCAACGCCCAGUGUCACCCCAACAAUGGCAAUACCAACACCAGUAGUCCCACCACCAGUUUCCAUUCCUUCGACGAUGUCUAAUGAUCAGGAAGGUGUAGAUAUAGAAGCGUUGUUACCACCCUCAACAGUUGUGAAGGCGUCUGCGAGUCCACAAAAGACAGAAAAGCCGGAUAAAUCACCGGAUUCUGGAAGAUCUGUUACUCCACAAGAACCAGAACUGUCUGGGUCUAAAGUUUCACCACUAGAAUCUCCUGAUAUUCCCAGUAAAGAAGACGAACAGUCGAAGGCCGAAACAUCCGAGGAAUCGGAAACGCCCCCUAAGAAAAACGCGAAACGUACCCGAGGCAAACGCAAAUCGGGUGAAGUUCCCAUCGAUCACGAAUCGGUGAUAGCGAAAAAGAAUUUACGUUCAAGUGCUAGUCGAUCUGCAGCCGCUGCGGCAGCCAGACAAAAGAUGGAAGCUGAAAACGCGCAACGGGAGAGUGAGAACAAUUCAUAAUUUAUUAUUUCUGUUUAUUGUUUAUUUUUGCGGAUUGGUUAGUGCUCGGAACUCAAUGACGCGUUUAUAAGUUGGAUCCUUUUAUUGAAAGUGGAAUUUUCAAAUCUUACAUUCUGCAUACUGAAAAUUUCACUUAUUAAUCCUUGAAUAGAUUAUGAGAAAUUACACAAUUAAUACUCCUGCCUAAUUACUUCGACAACAAUUUAAUUAUUGAUAUACUUUGAAGUUACAAAAAAUAUUAACCACUUUUGAAUAAUAUAUCUAAACUAGGAUCUGACUUAUACUUACUUAAUCGUCGAUUUGUUGUACAGUCGUGUGGGUAUUGGGUGAACUGUGAUACAACGUUAUAGAACACUUUUUAAAGUGAUUUUGUGGUGUAUAUUUGUCAUUAAAACUGAUGAUUGUUACAAUUACGCUUGAGAAAAAUAUAAUAUGUAUUCCCCAUUUUUAAUGAUUAACAAUAUUUAGGAUAUAAUUACUGAAAAAUCUAGUAGGCUUAACAAAUGACAACUAGUAUUGUUAUACAACUAUCUAAAACAGGAAAUGGUUUAAUAACGCCAAAUAUAUGGGACAUAACCAGAAUCAUUAUAUAAUGUAUUGUUUUCUUUUUUAAUUUUUUAAUGAUAAUCUUUAAACAAAGCUCUUAAACAGUUUUCAGAGUUUGUAUGGAGUUAGUAGUUAGUAUCGCGUUUGAAUUAGCCACUCGAGGCGGUGAUGUAGAAUGAGGUCUCUAAAAUGUCAUGUCACUGCUUUGAUUUUUGUCUUUUUUUAUCAAAACAUAACUCAUCACAACUUGUUCUAUGUUUUCUUAAGUGUCACUUUUACAUCACGAAGAAGUGAUUAAUUUUUAAACUCAGUAAGAGGUAACCCUCAUUUGAACUUAGUUAUAAUUGCCUAGAUGAGAGUUUUGUUGCCUUUUUUUCAUUAAAAAUUUUCGCAUUUCAGUUUUACUAUAUUUAAUAUAGAAAAAACUUAUAAGGCCUGAUGAUAGUUUAACGGCACUAAGAAAAUCUUUAAGAUUCAAAUUCAAGAAUUAAAAAAAUCCAGAUAAUGUGAAUUUCCAAUUCGUUAAUUUAUUUCAAGUUCAGUCCAAGUCAAAAUCCCAGUACCUUAAUCAAGUUACAAUUUCUUGCUUGAGCCGUUGUGAUAUUGAUACUUAACAUAACGCUUACUACCACUAAACCAACACUAGCACCUACAUUUUCUGGUCUUUCGAACCUUCCAUAGUCGUUGGUUCAUAUCCGGGUCAAAAGACCAGACAGUAUAAAUGUGAGAGUGUUGGUUUAGAGGUAGCACACAGUUUUCUUAGUGAACAGUAUUUUCAUUUAUUAUUAUUUUUAUUAUUUAAAAUUACUUUGUGGUUAUGUCUCAUGUUAAUUUGGUGCUUAUAAAUAAUUUAAAGUGUUGUAUUUGGAAUAAAAAGACUGCAAUGGCUGUAUUACAAUUGAGGAUGCACAAAAUGGUCGGUAUCUAACCUAAGAAAUGAGACCAUUUGAUUUUACUUAUUAUAGACAAGUUUAUUCUAACAACAAGGAUAUUUUUCUUCAAAACAUGGGAUUUUGAUUGAUAUUUUACAUUAUCUUAUAAAUCGAUACCUUAGAGCACAAAUUUGCUAUCUUCAAUUAAUGAAUAAAUCAAAAAUUGGUUCCAGAAUGGAAAAAGUUUUUUUGUAAUAUAUUUACAAAGAUUACAAAAUUACUGGAUAUCGAAAGAAAGUAUUAUCACUUCGAUAUUUCCAAAAGUGCUCUAGGGUAUUGACAUGUUCAAAUACAAAUGUUUAUAGUGUUGUUACUGCACUUAAUAUAAAAAAAAUAUGUCUCCCGCAACUUCAACCAUUCUUUAAAAUCGACUGAUGCAAAAAAGGAGGUAUCAAUAUCUUUCAAUAAAAGAACAAUAUGAUAUGACAAUAUAAGUAUUAAAUUUCUAUUAUUUUAAAUUUAUUGUCAGUUCUUUUAAGAUAUCGUAUGACGAGACGGAAAAAAAGACGAAGUUCUGACGCCACUUCACAUAUGUUAGUCGAUGUGUGGAAAAAUGUGGCUCCUUACUUGGAAAACAAGUAUAAUUCAUAGAACUGAUUUAUUUACAAUAAAUUUCUCACAAACAGGUAUGAUUCUCGAUUGAGUCAUCUCUAGUAACAAUGAAGUGAAAUUGAUCAAUAAAAAUAAUUAAACUGAUGGUUUCUUGUUUUUUCUAAAAUGAAUAAUUAAGUUUGUGCAGAUUUGAAACUAUUGUUACAUAAUUAUUAUUGAUAAUCAGAUACUUAUAAGUCUACAUUUAAUAGAAAUACCUGCACUAUUUUGACAAGCAGCCUCUAGUAGGUUGAGUUAUGUAACCAUUAAUUUAUUAUCAACUAAUGUGGUGUACAAUUAUUUUAGAUUGAGCGAUAUAUGGACACCUCACUCUAAUAAUGUGUUAUUAUAUAUAAAUAGAUGAACUGAAACAAAGUUCUUCAAUUAUUAAUAUAUUUCUCUUUAUUUAUCAUCGAGCAGAAUGUGUAUAAAUAUUUAACAAUAAAUUACUUUAUACCUCUACUAAACAGCUUUUUUGUCUUCCGUAAUUGUAUUGAAACGAUUCAAUUGUACUUUUUGUAUAUUUUCUUUUUGCUUAAUUUAUAAACUUAUUGCUUUAUAUACUUAUCUACUCGUAAUGAAGAAAAAUAUCUAGAUUUGAAAAUUUCUUAUCAAUAUAGGAUAUUAUUAGCACAAAACUCAGUCAUUGGGGCAUUUCUUUUUUUCCAAAAAAGAAAAAAUCUGAAAGUUCUCGCGACUCGAAUGUAUCGAGAAGACGCUUCUACGGAAUGAAUUGAAAAUGCGUAUUUUACUAAAUUACAACAAAUGAAAUUAAAUUCAAAUUGUAGAAUAUUGUAUGUUUUUGAAAAGAACUAAUGAUUUUAGUUUUGUAUGGUUGCAUUCAGAAGUUUCUAGUUAGUUUUUUUGAUUUCUCUUACAGUAGUGAAGCGUUCUCUCCUUGCUAAAAGUCCAUAAUAGCUCAACUGUAGCACUACAAAGUUUAAUAAUCUCAUUUUUAAUAAAGAAAUAUGUGUAAAGACAAAA